Messenger RNA from Schizosaccharomyces japonicus yFS275, 504 nucleotides. Its product is annotated as progesterone binding protein. The transcript has a single exon. The record is from RefSeq and is a predicted model, not a curated record. Bases 1 to 303 code for a protein of 100 amino acids. NCBI's taxonomy places the organism in Eukaryota, Fungi, Ascomycota, Schizosaccharomycetes, Schizosaccharomycetales, Schizosaccharomycetaceae.
AUGUCGACGACGAACAGAGAGUUCAGCGCAGAAGAACUUCGUCUUUACGGUGCAAACGUGACCUCGACACCAACGUACGUGGCUGUUAAGGGGAUUGUCUUCGACGUCUCUGGCAAUCCUCUUUACAACCCUGGGAAACCAUACGCCGUGUUUACAGGCCGUGAUUCCAGCCGCGCAUUGGCUAAGACGAGUCUCGCUGAGACAGAUUGUGUGCCAGUUACGGAUGGUCUUUCAGAAAAACAGCUGAUCGCGCUAGACAAGUGGUUUCGUUUCUUCGACAAGGUAAGUGAAGCGUGUGUAUGAACACGUACGUAUUGUACAUGCAAAAGCCACUCCGUUCGAGUUACCCAUUCUCCCACUUGUGUACGCUUUGACAGGCUGCUUUGCUACAGACGCAUUCGUACACACCAGCGUGUUCUAUACGAUCUACAUGUCACCUGCAUGUAAAUGAAAAUAUAUUCAAUGCUAAUCUAGCACUGCAGAAGUACCCCAGAGUAGGAUACA